GUUUUUCGACGUGGCGCGGCGCCGUUUCGCAAGCCAGGUCCACGAUGAGCGGCGACGGCGACGAGGCACCGGCAAUACCUUUGACGCCUCGCGUGCCAAUGGAGGUUCCAAACACGCCAAAGGUCGUCCCAAUGGAGAUGCUUGUGCUCCUCACUCCAGAUUCAAACGCCAUGGACAUGCUGCUGGCCACUGUGAUGGAGUUCAAGGGCCACACGGUCGACAUCUUCACCCCCAACUCGACCUUUGCUCAAGUCCAGGGGUCUAUGGCUACUGCCCAGCACGUGGCUGCAUCCAGGAAACGAGUGUAUCCUCAAGAGUGGGGGGUUUGGUUUCCGCCCACGCCAUCGGACACUGGCGAGAUCCCGCCGGAGUGGAAAGCCGAUGUGGACAAGUACAAGAAGCGAGUUGUUAAGCUCGAGAAGCGCGCCAAGGCCCAUCAGGCAGAAGUCGAGAGGCUGCAGCAAGAGCUCACAUCGGCCAUGGCCCGUUACUCGAACCUGCACUUGGAAUUCGAGCAGUUCCAGCACGACGUCCAGGAGCUGCAAGCCCAAUACGUCAAAGUCACCGAUACGAAUCAACGAAUCCUUUGGGAAUACUUGCCCCAGCACGACUCGUCGCUCAGCCUGAUUCCAGCAUUGGCCCAUGACAUCAUUGAAAGUGUGACAAUCGUGGGCGACUACACAAUCCACGGGACACUUGGUGAAGGCCAAUACGCGUCAGUGUACUCAUGCAGCCGCAAUCCCGCUGCUUCCAUGACCCAUCACCAAGGCAGCACGGGAGGGUCGGCUACGCUUCUGCCGUCGUCGCCGACUGUCGACAACGUUUGCCCGUCCCCGCCCAACUUGGCCCUCAAGGCCAUCAACAAGAGCAAACUCACCGACAUCACCGGCCUCGUUCGAGUGCACUCUGAGAUCGCGGCGCUGUCGGACCCGGCAUUACGCCACCCGAGCCUCCUCUGUGUGCACGAGGUCAUCCACACGUCCAAGUUUAUCUACCUCGUCACCGAGCGCGGGGGCAAGGACCUGUUUGACUUUUUUGGGCCACACGACAAGGGGGUGUCGGAGGCCACUGCAUUACGCAUCACGUUCAAAAUCGCAGAAGCUGUCAAGCAUAUGCACCUGCACGGCUACUGUCAUCGCGACCUCAAGCCGGAGAAUAUUCUGUUCACGCAUGACAACUACAUGGUCAAGAUCGUUGAUUUUGGGCUGUGCGCCAAGGUGGGCACAGCGCCGCUGUAUGACUUUUGCGGGAGCCCGGGCUUCUUUGCACCGGAAAUGCUGCUGCAUGACCAGUACGAUGGCCAAAAAGCCGACGUGUGGAGCAUUGGAUGCAUUUUGCUCGAGCUUGUCCUCGGCAAUACGUUUUUCCUCAAGACUUGGAUGACGGCGUACCAUCUCGACGUGCUCAGCGACCGAGCGCACUUUCAAAAGCUUGUUCAGACUAACGUCACGGCCAUGCACACUGCUCUGGCAAGCAAUGAAUCGUACUCGUCCGAAGCCAAAUCUCUGCUCAAGUCCAUGCUCUGCGAGGACGCUGCGACUAGACCGACAAUCUUUGAUAUUGCAGAACACCCUUGGUUCGACCACCAUCACCGUCAACCGUCGGCAAAGCACCGAGAGCGCCUUCACAAGGCAGCGUCCAAGUGCGAGAUCACGUCCAGAAGCAGCGCUGCCCACUCCCCCACUCGACCGACGUCCGCAGAACAUGCCCCCGUCACGCUUCCGUCAAUAAAGGUCCCCGAGAAACCUUCGUCGCCGCAGCACCACAUGCAGCCUCGGUAGUGCACCGUGUAAAAUAACUUCACAUGUUUCAAUUGUCC
Molecule: messenger RNA, 1819 nt
Organism: Aphanomyces invadans
Lineage: Eukaryota; Oomycota; Saprolegniomycetes; Saprolegniales; Verrucalvaceae
Product: CAMK/CAMKL protein kinase
Exons: 10
Coding region: 45-1781 (578 amino acids)
Biological process (GO): protein phosphorylation; intracellular signal transduction
Cellular component (GO): cytoplasm
Molecular function (GO): protein serine/threonine kinase activity; ATP binding
Source: RefSeq, a predicted model, not a curated record